Messenger RNA from Brassica oleracea var. oleracea, 639 nucleotides. RefSeq lists its product as uncharacterized. Gene Ontology annotation, cellular component: nucleus. The transcript has 2 exons. The record is from RefSeq and is a predicted model, not a curated record. The coding region runs from base 1 to 639 and encodes 212 amino acids. Lineage: Eukaryota; Viridiplantae; Streptophyta; Magnoliopsida; Brassicales; Brassicaceae. Gene Ontology annotation, biological process: base-excision repair, AP site formation. Gene Ontology annotation, molecular function: 8-oxo-7,8-dihydroguanine DNA N-glycosylase activity.
AUGGCGAAAGCGGUAUGUAACCAUGGCUUCUUCAUGAUGGCUCCAAACGUGUGGGACCCCAAAUCUAAGUCACUAACUCGACCUUUGACCCUUUCAAAUUCCUCUUCUGUCAGUGUGACAAUCUCUCACCCUCGCACUCUCUCUUUUCUUGUGAUCCAAGUUCACGGCAUCAACAAUGUCUCAAGGGUCGACGAAGAACUCAUAUUGCAACAAGUGGGAAGGAUGCUGAGGAUAUCAGCUCAGGACGAUCGUGACGUGACCGAGUUCCAACAACUUCAUGAGAAUGCAAAGAAGAAUGGUUUCGGUAGAAUUUUCGGCUCCCUCCUUCUCUUUGAAGAUAUGGUGAAAUUCAUCCUGUUGUGUAACAAUACUUGGGAGAGAACACUAGGUAUGGCUUCUAGCCUCUGCAUAUUGCAAUCUAAGCUAGUUGACGGAACCAAGCUCCACGCUGUGCCCGCUGCUGAGAUUCCAGGUUUCCAGGCGGCAUCAGAUCUACAAAUAAUCCCCUCCUCUCGGGGCCGUAAAUGUGUGAUCGGUUUGGGUCAGUGGAUCGGUGGAUUUUCCUGGGCGUUUUGCCAUUCUCUUCCCCCUGUGAUUGCUUUGAUCAAAGUUUCCUCAAUAGUGAAGAACCGCUCCUGA